GAGCUCUGCUCCAUAAAACUCGGAGAGUGCACCAAAACCUGGUCAGUAUUGAUUUCCACUCCAAACCGGCAGCUGCUCUGUUUUCUUCCAAACCAAAUAAAACAACUUUGCGAAAAUGGGAAAGCCACAAUUCGGUUACUGGGACUUGAGAGGGUUGGGUCACGCCACCCGUUUCGCCCUCGCCUACAUGGGUGUGGAUUACGAGCACGUCGUCUACAUCGAAAAUAACGAGGAAGCCGGUGGCGAGAAGACUUGGGCUCAUCAGAAACCCAAGUUGGGAAUGGAUGCUCCCAAUCUGCCCUACUGGUUCGACGAUAAGGUCAAGCUGACCGAGUCCUUGGCCAUUUUGAAGUAUGUCGUCCGCAAGUAUAAGCCAGCCCUUAUGCCGACGGACUUGGUCCAAUUGUCGAAAGUUGAGCAGACCGAGGGCGUCAUUGCGGACACGUAUUCGUACAUUUUCGCUGCGGCGUAUUCAGGAACGGACAAGGAGAAGGAACGAUUUGAAUCUGAGACUCCCAAAAAGGUGGAAAUUCUCUCGAAAUGUUUAGGAGACAAGAAAUUCUUGUUGGGAAAUGAGAUGUGCUACUUGGACUUUGUUCUCUUCGAACAAUUCUCCAUGUUGACCAAGUAUCGUCCUGACCUUGUCCCAAAAAAUUUGCAAGCAUUUGUCUCCAACCUUGAGAAAAUUCCAGAAAUCGCGACAUACAUCAGCUCCCCGACCUUCAUCAGUUCACCGUUUUUUGGGAGGACGUCUCUUGCCCAAGUGUAGAUUGGCAGAUUUUAAAAAAAUCAUGCAAUAUUUUCUUGAAGAGAUUAUAAAAUCAAAAUAAAUAUUUUAUUGGAAAAUAAAAUCAUCCAUUAUUGCGAAAUAUGA
Folsomia candida is the source of this 874-nucleotide messenger RNA. Its product is annotated as glutathione S-transferase class-mu 26 kDa isozyme 47. Gene Ontology annotation, molecular function: glutathione transferase activity. The record is from RefSeq and is a predicted model, not a curated record. The transcript has 5 exons. Lineage: Eukaryota; Metazoa; Arthropoda; Collembola; Entomobryomorpha; Isotomidae. The coding region runs from base 116 to 769 and encodes 217 amino acids. Gene Ontology annotation, biological process: glutathione metabolic process.